AUGUCUGUAAAUGACGGUACAGUGGAGAAGGAAGAUAUACCUCUCCAACAAAAGCCCAACCAUCCCGUUUCUCAAACUACACAGGUUAAGAAAGAAAUCAAAAACGAAAAACCUCCAGUUAAUAGCGACGAAGAAGAAGAAGAAGAAGAAGAUAUCGAUGCUUUAAUCGAUGAAUUACAAUCAGAUAAUGAAGGUCAGUAUGAUGAAGAAGCAGAAGAAAAUGAACGUGUAGCAGCAGGUGAGGCAAGACCAAUCCCUGAAGCCAUGUUACAAACAAAUCCUGAAAUCGGUCUAACUAGUGAUGAAGUUUUGAAAAGAAGGAAGAAAUAUGGUCUUAAUCAAAUGAGUGAAGAAUCUGAAAAUUUAAUUGUCAAAUUCUUGAUGUUUUUCGUGGGUCCAAUUCAAUUCGUCAUGGAAGCUGCCGCUAUAUUGGCUGCCGGUUUGUCUGAUUGGGUCGAUUUCGGGGUUAUCUGUGGGUUGUUAUUGUUAAAUGCAUCUGUUGGAUUCAUUCAAGAAUUCCAAGCAGGUUCUAUUGUUGCUGAAUUAAAGAAAACUUUGGCAAAUACAGCUACUGUAAUUAGAGACGGUAAUUUAGUAGAGAUUCCUGCAAAUGAAGUUGUCCCCGGUGAUAUUUUACAAUUGGAUGAUGGUACAAUUAUUCCUGCAGAUGGACGUAUUGUAACUGAAGAUACUUUUGUUCAAAUUGACCAAUCUGCUAUCACUGGUGAAUCAUUGGCUGUUGAUAAACAUUAUGGUGAUCAAACAUUUUCUUCUUCUACAGUUAAGAGAGGUAAUGCCUUUAUGAUUGUUGUUGCUACUGGUGAUAAUACAUUCGUUGGGAGAGCCGCUUCCCUAGUUAACAAAGCUUCUGGUGGACAAGGUCAUUUCACUGAAGUAUUAAAUGGGAUCGGUAUUAUAUUACUAGUCCUAGUCAUUAUUACAUUAUUAGUGGUUUGGACAGCGUCAUUCUACAGAACAGAUGGUAUUGUUACAAUACUAAGAUUCACUUUAGGUAUCACAAUUGUUGGUGUUCCAGUUGGUUUGCCUGCAGUGGUGACCACAACUAUGGCAGUUGGUGCUGCGUAUUUAGCCAAGAAACAAGCCAUUGUUCAGAAAUUAUCCGCAAUUGAAUCCCUAGCAGGUGUCGAAAUCCUUUGUUCAGAUAAAACAGGGACUUUAACUAAAAAUAAACUAUCAUUACAUGAACCAUAUACUGUUGAAGGUGUUUCUGCUAGUGAUUUGAUGUUGACAGCAUGUCUUGCUGCAUCAAGAAAGAAAAAAGGGUUGGAUGCUAUUGAUAAAGCUUUUUUGAAAUCAUUGGCAGAUUACCCAGAAGCUAAGAACGCUUUAUCAAAAUAUAAAGUAUUAGAAUUUUAUCCGUUUGAUCCUGUGUCAAAGAAAGUCACUGCUGUCGUUGAAACAGAGGAAGGUGAGACUAUCGUGUGUGUUAAAGGUGCACCAUUAUUUGUAUUGAAAACAGUGGAACAAGAUCAUCCAAUUCCUGAAGAAAUUCAUGAGAAUUAUGAAAACAAAGUAGCAGAAUUAGCAUCAAGAGGAUUCCGUGCAUUGGGAGUGGCAAGAAAAAGGGGUGAAGGUCAUUGGGAAAUCAUGGGUGUUAUGCCAUGUAUGGAUCCUCCAAGAAAUGAUACAGCUCAAACAGUUGCAGAAGCAAGAACUUUAGGAUUAAGAGUUAAGAUGCUUACUGGUGAUGCCGUGGGUAUUGCCAAAGAAACUUGUAGACAAUUAGGAUUAGGUACAAACAUUUAUAAUGCUGAAAAAUUAGGUUUAGGUGAUGGUGGUGACAUGCCAGGUUCAGAAUUGGCAGAUUUCGUAGAAAACGCAGAUGGUUUCGCAGAAGUUUUCCCUCAACAUAAGUAUAGAGUUGUCGAAAUUUUGCAAAAUAGAGGUUACUUAGUGGCAAUGACAGGUGAUGGUGUUAAUGAUGCACCAUCUUUAAAGAAGGCAGAUACUGGUAUUGCCGUUGAAGGUGCUACUGAUGCGGCAAGAUCAGCUGCAGAUAUCGUAUUUUUGGCUCCUGGUUUAUCUGCUAUUAUUGACGCUUUAAAGACUUCAAGACAAAUUUUCCACAGAAUGUACGCAUACGUGGUUUAUCGUAUUGCAUUAUCCAUCCAUUUAGAAAUCUUUUUCGGUUUAUGGAUUGCCAUUUUGAAUAGAUUUUUAACUAUUGAAUUGAUUGUUUUCAUAGCCAUUUUCGCAGAUGUGGCAACUUUAGCUAUUGCUUACGAUAAUGCACCAUUUUCACAGAGUCCUGUCAAAUGGAACUUACCAAGAUUAUGGGGUAUGUCUGUCGUUCUCGGUAUCAUUUUAGCUAUUGGAUCUUGGAUUUCAUUGACUACGAUGUUCUUACCAAGAGGUGGUAUUAUUCAAAAUUUUGGUUCCAUUGAUGGUGUUAUGUUUUUAGAAAUAUCAUUGACUGAAAAUUGGUUAAUUUUCAUUACAAGAGCAGUAGGUCCAUUUUGGUCUUCGAUUCCAUCAUGGCAAUUAGCUGGAGCUGUCUUUGCAGUUGAUAUUAUAGCUACAAUGUUUGCAUUAUUUGGUUGGUGGUCUCAGAAUUGGAAUGAUAUUGUUACGAUUGUUCGAGUUUGGGUUUGGUCGUUAGGUGUCUUUUGUGUGUUGGGAGGAGCCUACUAUCUAAUGUCAACAUCAGUCAUGUUCGAUAGAUUGAUGAAUAGAAAACCAUUGCACGAAGUUCCUAAAUCAAAGAGAUCGAUCGAAGAUUUCUUAUCUGCAAUGCAAAGAGUAUCCACUCAACACGAAAAAGAGGUAUAG
This is a messenger RNA of Naumovozyma dairenensis CBS 421, 2790 nucleotides long. Its product is annotated as plasma-membrane proton-efflux P-type ATPase. The record is from RefSeq and is a predicted model, not a curated record. Gene Ontology annotation, molecular function: ATP hydrolysis activity; P-type proton-exporting transporter activity; ATP binding. Gene Ontology annotation, biological process: regulation of intracellular pH; proton export across plasma membrane. Gene Ontology annotation, cellular component: plasma membrane. The transcript has a single exon. Lineage: Eukaryota; Fungi; Ascomycota; Saccharomycetes; Saccharomycetales; Saccharomycetaceae. Bases 1 to 2790 code for a protein of 929 amino acids.